Procambarus clarkii (red swamp crayfish) is the source of this 5887-nucleotide messenger RNA. RefSeq names its product pyruvate dehydrogenase phosphatase regulatory subunit, mitochondrial. Gene Ontology annotation, cellular component: mitochondrion; cytoplasm; mitochondrial matrix. The record is from RefSeq and is a predicted model, not a curated record. Lineage: Eukaryota; Metazoa; Arthropoda; Malacostraca; Decapoda; Cambaridae. Gene Ontology annotation, molecular function: protein binding; oxidoreductase activity.
AGGGUGUGACGUCACGGGUGUGCUUAGGCUGGUCCUCCACACUAACAUGUCGUCUCAGACACAACUCUUGAAUUAAAUGAUACCAGAGGAGUGUCUUACCAAUUAGAAGAUGCUUCGGCAGUACGUUGCUGCUUUUGCAGCAACUGGCAGCCGGGUACUCCCAGAGCACUCACCUUGGGGCUCUGUGAUUAAUUCACUUCAUCCAACAAAAUUUUGUGUUUUCAAAAAUGAAUUUAAAUUUAGUGCAAAAUUAUCUACUAGUGCGAGAUCACCCACAACCUUUCCAUCACAGUCACAGGUUGUAAUUUGUGGUGCUGGCAUAGUGGGUAACAGCAUAGCAUAUCACUUGACCCGUGAUGGCUGGACUGAUGUUGUAGUACUGGAUCAAAAUGUGGUAGGAUCUGGAACGUCUCACACUGGCUCUGGUGUCUUGGGAGUCUUCAAACCUUCUGCAGAGAGGCAGUUUGUCACCUACUCUGUUAGCCUAAUCAAAAGAUUCCAGGAUGAAGGACAUGACUUGGGUUUUCAGCAAUGUGGCAGUUUAAACUUGGCUCAGACAAGAGAGAGAGCUAUUGCCCUAAAACGCAGAGUGGCAUACACCAAGCCGUCUGGACUCGAGUGUGAGUGGUUGGACCGUCAUGAGAUUAAGCGUCGGCACCCACACCUGUACACUGUUGACCUGGAGGGCGGAGUGUGGGUACCAGGUGAUGCGGUGGCUGACCCUUAUUCUGCGUGUGUCACAUUUGCUUCACUUGCACGCAGACAAGGAGCAUUAUAUGUGGAGAAUUGCACUGUGGAAGGUAUUGUGACGGAUGAAGUGCCACACUCUCAAGUUAUUCCCCGUGUCACUCACGUUGUGACCUCUUUGGGAACCAUCCACUGUGAAUAUUUUGUCAAUACUGCGGGGAUGUGGGCUCGUUCUCUUGGUGAAAAAAGCUCGCCUAAGGUUCGCAUUCCUGUUCAUCCAGCAGAGCACUUCUAUUUACAUACAGAGCCUGUAGUGGAAGCACAGUAUGGAUUACCAAUUAUUCGGGAUUAUGAUUCCAGCACAUUUUGCCUCACCCGCAAUCAACAGUUUGUUGUGGGAGGGUUUGAACGUCACGCCAAACCAGCGUUUGAAAAUGAGAUUCCUCAGAACUGGAGGAAGUCUUUAAUAGGGGAUGAUGAACACUUUAGGCCAAUCCGUGAAGCAGCAGAGCACCGUGUGCCUAUGUUGAAGGAUAUACAGUACCAGCCUCUAGUUAAUGCUCCAGACAAUUUCACACCUGAUGGCAAAUGGAUUUUAGGAGAAACACCUGAGAUUGAUAACUAUUUUGUGGCAGUUGGAAUGAAUGGCAAUAGUUUACAAGGCAGUGGAGGAGCUGGACAGGCUAUAGCAGAGUGGAUCAUGUAUGGCUCACUGGUUACUGAAAUGUUGCCUUUUGAUGUCAGGCGAUUCAUUGAUCUCCACAAUAAUCGCCGCUAUCUCAAAGAAAGAACAAAAGAAGUUGUGGGCAGGCACUAUGAAAUUUUAUAUCCUGGCCAGUGUGAAUAUAGAUUAGCCAGGAAGUUACGCUGUUCUCCCAUGUAUAGUGAACAGGAAGCACAAGGAGCUGUAUUUGGAACCCGAAUGGGCUUUGAACGUCCUCUUUAUUUUGAUAUCACACACACAAGAACUGAUUCUUCAGCACAAAUGCGAGAAGGCUCCUUUAAAAAACCAUCUUUCCUAGACUGCAUCCAUGAAGAAUACCAGGCUUGUAGAGAAGGUGUUGGCAUCAUUGAUCUUUCCUCUUUCACAAAAAUUAAAAUUACGUCUGCUGGAUUAGAUAAGAAUAAGCAGUUUGAUGCAGAUGAAACAAAGUCUGCAGGGAACCAGGUGGUGGAAUAUAUGCAGAAACUCUGUAGCAACGACGUCAACAUGCCAGUUGGUGGAGUAGUUCACAGUGGGAUGCAGAAUGAACGUGGAGGCUAUGAAAAUGAUUGUCUCCUCAUCAGAAGAACAGAUAACAGCUAUUUGAUGCUGGCCCCUACAUCCCAGCAAACACGCGUUAUGGACUGGCUGAGGCGACACAUUACUGCUGAAGCCUGUGUAUCUGUUACAGAUGUUUCCUCCAUGUAUUCUGUGCUUGGUGUUGUGGGGCCAAAAUCCAGGGAAAUGUUGUCACUCAUGUGCAGUGCUAACCUGGUGCUGUAUGGACACAUGGCGAAGGAUAUCAAUAUAGCCUAUGCAUCAGGAGUAACUGUGCUUUCAUUCAUACAUAUGGGGGAACCAGGCUAUACCUUGAUUAUCCCUGCAGAAUACACUCUUCACGUUUACAACCAACUAAUGAAGAUUGGGCAUGAUUAUGGUAUUCGCAAUGUGGGUAUGAUGACAAUGCGUGCAUUACGUGUCGAGAAGUUUAUUCCUUUCUGGGCAGAAGAGUUGGACUCGACGACAACGCCAUACGAAGUGGGUCGUGGCUACAAAGUGAAACUCAAUAAAGAAUACUUCGUUGGGAAAUUUGCAUUGAUGAGGCAGUUGAGUCAAGGUUUGAAGAAGAGACUAGUUCACCUGACCCUGGAUGAUAGUUUUGACCCCGAUGAAGACAUCUGGCCGUGGGGAGGUGAACCCAUAUACCGCAAUAAUCUUUAUGUCGGCAAUACCACAUCAACAGCAUUUGGAUUUACAUUAAAUAAGAUGGUGUGCCUUGGCUUUGUGAGGCACCAUGAUCAGCAAAACGUUACUCCUGAAUACAUCCUUCAAGAUGCGAAUUUUGAGAUUGAUAUAGCAGGACGGAAAGUGGCUGCACAUGCUUCACUUCAGCCUCCUAAAAUGCCUGUCGUCAAAAUGGAUGGUUUUGCUUCUUAUAGACCAAAAUCUCGUGGAAUUGUCACACACAAAUAAACUUGUUUUUAGCAGUUUCCUAAGGAUGAGAACUGCAAUCAGGGUUCCCCUUCUUCCCUAUCAUAUCAGCAAGAGAUAACCUAAAAUGAAGAGAGAAAAAAAUGAAGUGGAGUAAAUUCAACACUAUCUGGUUAGACCUGGCUGUAAGGUAAUAUGUAAUGCUUGCCAUUUCUGGGAACUGAAAGGCUAUAUAUAUACAUUAAUGAGAUAAAAGAAUUUAGCAAUGUUUUAACAUUAUAGAAUUGAGAGAAAUUAUAUAUUGGGAUAUAAUUUUAGCAUGAUUCUUCAGUGAUACAUUCCUUAGUGCAUCUAUUACAUGAUAAUUAAAUGGUAUUUAAAUGUAGUUCAGUAUUAAAAUUACAUUUUAAUUGCAUUAAGAUGUCAAAUGAAGCAUUCAUACAUAACUCAUCAUGUUAAUCUUUCUCUUCAACUCAAUAAUUUUAACAAUUUACUAUUAUUUAUUUAAUAUAUAAAAUAUGUAAGGUACAAUAGAUGUUCAAUUAAAAACACAAGUUUUAAGAGGUGUAUAAUACAAGGAUACACUACCAUAGGCAUACAAAAUAAUUUUCUUCUAGUUUCUUUCCCAAUACAGCAUAUAUAGUAGAUUAAUGUAGCCAAAUAAUGGGGUACAACAAACAUAUUCACAUCACAUGCACAUGGCCCAUUAAAAUUAAAUAAGCUGAAUGACAUGAGAAAUUAUACAUACACAUCACACACAGUAAAUUUUGAAAGUAACUUUCAUUCGAUCUCAACUGGCCAUUAAAAACCUUUGAAACCCCUUGGUUUCAAAAAGUUGAAUCUUCUAGACAUCCAUGAAACAUGAUGGAAAGUAGGCCAACACUUCCCAGGAAACCCUGUCCAUGUUGCAGCAGGAAAGCUUUCCGCUCUACAGUCAUUAUAUUGAAAGAAAAGAAAAACUUCCUUGUGGUACUAAAUGUCAGCACAUGAAUUUAAAAAAUAAAUAAGGGAAUUCAUAUGCCUUAGUCUGAAAACAUUGGACAGUUUACAGUUGUUUCUAUAUAUUGUAACAACCAGACAUUGUGAACAUUUAACAUCUGCCUUUGGUAUAUAAUUUGACAUUUGCACUGAAUAUUGACAUAAGUCCUACAAACAGUUAUGCUUAACAAUAUCAUAUGCACCACGGAAGCAUGUUCAAGCAGAGGGUCGGUAGCCAUUCACAAGCAAGAAUAAAUUCCACUUUCAUUAGCUUUAUUAUAAAAUCAAGUAAUGUACAUUAUGCAGGGACAGGUAAUGUCUUGAUAAUAUUGUCUGAAUUAAAUUUGUUGGCUGUAGACCUAUAUUAUUGGGCAAAAUAAGAUGACCAACUAGUACAUUUGUUUUAUAUUACUGACUGAUAGGCAGGGGAUAUUAGUAGAGUAAUUAACUAAAUUAUAAUAAUUUUGUUUAAUUAUUCUCCUUAUGCAAAAGAAGCAUAAAGUUAUUGUGAACAUUUGAGUUAUGUCAACAUUGCUAUAGUUUUAAUCAAUUUUUGUGGCACUAACCUAUUUGGAAAUGGUCUUCUUUGGCAGUCAUAUGUUUUAUGUAUACUAGCAUAAGAAUUUGAAUUUAAGUUUUGCAAAAGCAACAUCGAUACAUGAGAAAAUGAUUCAUUCUAACUCUUGCUGCAUAUGGUGUAUGGAGUGUGUGUGAUUCUCUGCUUAAAUAAGAGUAGGAGACUAGAGGACAUCUAAAUGGGUGACGUGAUCAUCAUUGUUGAGCCCCAGAUAGUAGUACACUGUUGAGCUCAUUUUCUCUAUUUAAUGGACAGGAACUCAAACCUUAUUGAUAUCUCAGACAUAUUCGUUGAUCUCGCCACUAUACCUUAAAGGUCAGGAAUGUUAGAUUCUGCAGAAGAACAAUUGGCCUCUGCAUGAUGGCUAAUCCAAAUGCAUAAAUUAUUAGUGAUGGAUUAUUACAAGUACAAAACAUGAGGACAGAACACCAUGCACAACUGAGGCUGUAGCCCUUCUCAUCUUCUCUGGAACAUCGUCACAAACGAGUAUCUCCAACUCUGUAACAUGUCUUUUUGCUAAUUGUUACAUAUUAUUUCUGUGGGUUUUACUCUGCAGUAACUAUAAGAUCUGUGCUUUUCUUCAAUUUAGGCCGAUGUAAAGAUUUUCUCAGUUAUAUAAAUAAAAAUAUCCAACAAAUUAUCAUUAAUAUCCAGUCUCUGAAUCUGUAAUGUAUGGCCAUUGGCAACAACCUGUUAUUUUUAAGCCAUAACAGGUUUCUUUUUUAAUAUGAAAAUAUCCUUUGAGCAUACUAUAGUCAACAUUCUUUUAGUUUCUGAACUAACUUAAAAUUGAAUGUAAUUUGUGUUCUCAUGUUUCUAAAGUUGAAAUGAUCAAUACUUGCAGAGUAUGAAAGAUGGGCUUGACAAAACUUUAUGCUACCUGGUAUAUAAUGGUGACUGGGUGAUCUGCUGGCAAGAAGACUGGAUUUUAUAAAUCUUGAAAGUGCAGGCCAUACUCGAACAUUGGUAAAUAUUCUUGUUAAAUACUCUUACGGUUCAGUAGCUAAAUUUGUAGUUCUAUUAGCCUCCAGUUGCGAAUGGUCACUGUUUUCUUAAAAAAUCAAUUGUUUCAUGCAUUCAAUAAUUUUAUGCAUAAUAUUGUCCUGUUAUUGGAAGAACACAACCAAUGGCACAUCUGAUCAGAAUCUAUGUGAACCCAUGUCUCUCCUCUUGCCACCAAAACGUGACUUAAGCCACCAUUUCCUAGGAAAACAUUAUCACACUAAGCUCUUCAGUUGAUAUUUCAUAUUAUGCUGAGAACAUUAUCCAUCGAGGAAGGUGAUGCUACACCAGCGAUUAUUUUGAGGAGUUAAAUAUAAACAAUCUGGGAAAUAUGCAGAUAACACUAAUAACUUGUUUAGAAAUUUAUAUCAUAAUUCUAAAUGCCAUUGCCAUUGAAAGAUAAUGUUGUUAUUAAAUAAAGGUUUCCCAGUCAAAAUUGGGAGACCUCUAGUAGAUGCUUACUACAAUCUAUGUUAUCUGUACAGUCACUGAACAUACAUUUUACUAUA